Drosophila erecta is the source of this 1904-nucleotide messenger RNA. RefSeq lists its product as uncharacterized. NCBI's taxonomy places the organism in Eukaryota, Metazoa, Arthropoda, Insecta, Diptera, Drosophilidae. The transcript has a single exon. The coding region runs from base 3 to 1904 and encodes 633 amino acids. The record is from RefSeq and is a predicted model, not a curated record.
UAAUGAAGAGAAAGCGAAUUGCUAGUCGAUUGUUGAACGUUUUUCUAUUGGUGGUUCUGUGCUAUCUAAUAUUUACUACCAUUUCCGAUCGGAAUAAAGCCAUAAGCAUAAGCGAAGUGCCCCAGAUCUACAUCAAUGAGGAAGAUGAGCUCUUUGUCAACACCACGGGAUGUCGAAUAAGUUCGACGAAACCACUUUCGCUUUUUGCCCUGCCCUUCAUGGAACCCAUUGAACCCAUUGUAUGUAGAAUGGAGCAGCUGUUGGUUGCAGAGACAAUUGGAGACAGGAAUUACUUGGUGCGUAACAUAUCGAGGCCUGGGAUUCUCUCAUGGAGGCAAGUGUCCUGCAUUUAUCGGCAGUUUUUGAGGGUCGAUGACGCACACAACAAGUAUAUAUCCUUGAAGUUUUUCAAGCUAAGCGAUGGAACGAGAUACCUUAAGGUGGGCACUGGCUUGCAAAACAUUCGAACUUGGUGCUGGGUGGACUUUGGCAGGAUCAUUUUCCACGACGUUCUCUAUUUCCUGCCACCACCGCCCCAGGCUACAAACAGAUCUACAGAACUUCAGGAGAGAAAGCUAUCCGUGAUGAUCCUGGGAGUCGAUUCCAUCUCUCACAUGCACUACAUGCGAUACUUUCACCGCGUUGCCGAAUUCAUCGAGCACCUGCCACACACCGAAUUCUGGGGCUAUAAUCGCGUUGCCUUGAACACAUAUCCCAACUUGAUGCCUCUGGUAAGCGGACUCAGUGUUUCGGAGAUGGAGGCAUCUUGCUACACGGGCGAAUUGAGCUUUGACAAAUGUAACUUCUUGUGGAAUGAAUUCAAGAGGGCGGGGUACAGCACCAUCUUUGCAGAGGACACGGAUACCGCAGGGCUUUUUAUCUACAGAAAGAGGGGCUACAAGAAGCAGCCCACCGAUAUUUACAUGCGUCCUCUGAUGGUUGAGAUCGAAUCUCAUUCGUUAUAUCGCACCAAAUUCGAUCUAAAGUGCACAGGGCAUCGUCUCUAUGGAGAGUUUUACUAUGAAUUCGUCUCGAAGUUGAUUCCACACUUGGAACGCCAGUUAUUUUUCUCAUUUUUGUGGAAUAUGCACGGUAUACACGACGUCUUUCAAUUUGCCAAGCUUGUGGAUAAGGACUACCUGAGUAUAUUGACCAGGCUACGCGAAAGGGGAGUGAUGGAGAACACGCUGAUCCUGUUUAUGGGUGAUCAUGGCUUGAGAUUCGAUAGAUUCGCCCGAACUGCUCCGGGACAACAUGAAAUGUCGCAGCCGCUCUUGAUUGCCAUCUAUCCCGAAUGGUUAAAAAGGAGAUUUCCCCUCGCCAUGUCGAACUUGGAACAAAACGCCAGAAGUCUCAUUACCACAUUUGAUCUGCACAAAACUCUCGAGGAUGUGAUCCAUCUUGAUCGGCUGACCGAUGCCAAUAUAAAGAAUAGAACGCUUAAUUUGGUGAACGAGCGCGGAAUCAGUUUGUUUUUGCCCAUUCCUCAGAACAGAGAUUGUCAAACCGCAGAGAUACCAAAACACUAUUGCCUCUGCAACAAACUAACCUCGGUUUCCACCCACGAAAGUUCCGUUCAAGAGGCUGCCAGUUUCGCAGUGGACAGGAUCAAUGAGCUCAUCAAGCCAUAUCCGCAGUGCAGAAUUCUAAGCCUGAAGGCAGUUCGCGCCGCCUAUCGCGCCAAAGAUGACUAUCGGGGAAACUACAGGCUGUCGCAGAUUAUGGUACGCCUGAAAACGACGCCCGGGGACGGAAACUUCGAUGCCACCGUUCUUAUAACCAUGCUUAAUGGUGAGAGGAAGGAUAUGCAGCUGGGAGGUCCUGUGACCAGGACCGAUAGAUACGCCCAGCAGGCCUACUGCGUUCAAAACUAUCGCAUUGAAAUGUACUGCUAUUGCUUAUGA